This is a messenger RNA of Papilio xuthus (Asian swallowtail), 2735 nucleotides long. RefSeq lists its product as uncharacterized. The transcript has 9 exons. The coding region runs from base 280 to 2322 and encodes 680 amino acids. The record is from RefSeq and is a predicted model, not a curated record. Lineage: Eukaryota; Metazoa; Arthropoda; Insecta; Lepidoptera; Papilionidae.
UGUUUUGCAAAAUUUUGUUACUGAUAUCUGUAUCAUUCUUGUGGAAAGACGUCAUACACGUUGUGGUAUGCGAUUUCGCGUUUUUACUAUUUCGCCAACAAAACAAAAUACUCAGAAAUAGACGUUUUGUUUUUGUGUGAUCAUAUUGAAGCAUAUAGACUGGAUUACAGUGUAUUGAGUGACAAUGGAUUAGUGAUAAACAAAACUUGUAUAAGUGAGCAGCAAAGUAUUUAAAAUACCAAAUGAGAUUAAGGAGCGUGUAACGUGAAAGAAUUACAUAUGUUGAAUCACCUUCUAAUUAUGGGAAGUGCAAAGGGACAACACGAAAAACAAAACAUACCAAUGGCUGAUACGGAUAAGAAAUCAAUUAUAAAUAUCCUUAAGAAACCAUUCCAGGUUCUAUUCCAAAAGGAAAAGAAGAAAGAAAAGAAACAAGAGGUAAAAGAAAAGAAGCAAGAUGCAAAAGAAAAUAACCCAAUAAAAGUAACACCAGUAUCCGAAUUAUUGGAUAAUUUCCAGAAACUAGAAAUAAAAGAAGAAGAUGAGUUUGCAAACUUCUCUUAUAAAGUUAUAAAAGAAGAAGAAAGAACUCCAGUGCGUGCAGAUUCUCAUUCGUCAGAAGAUAGCGGUUAUUCAGAGAAAGCACAUGAUGAGAAAGAAGAAGAAUUGAUUGAAACAUUGAAAGAUUUGAAAGUAACAAAAGACGAUGAUGAGAAGAAACAGAAGAAGUUGCAGACUGUGUACAUUGUUAGAGCACCGACGAAAAGUAAAGUUUAUGAUAGUAGAAAUUCAAUCCAUCCAUAUAGCAAGAAACAGGAAACAUUGGACAGCAAAUACAGACAGAUUAAUCAAAUCAAUAAGCAAACGUUAUCAGGUGGUCAUGUUAUAACGAAAUGUACGUUAACAGAAUACCAACCAGACAUCACAACUGUAUUAGAGCAAAUAGACAAAGACGUACAGAAUUUUCAACAAAACUCAGAACAGGAUAGAGAAAGAGAUUGGCUAGUUGCUAUGGAAUUUCUGGCAAAAACUGAAAAGACAAGUAUACUACAAGGUUUCCCCGAAGAUGAAAUAACACAAGAAUUCAACGUAAUGGAUUUCUAUCAAACGAAAGAACCAGAACCUAAUCCGAUUGAGGAAUUCACAACAGCGAAUCAUGCAGCUUACGAAGAGUUUAACGAUCUAGAAUUGGCAUCUAUAAGUGAUUAUGUAGAUAAUACUAGAAGUGAAAAAUCUAUAUUCCCAACUCCGCCUCGUUCUGAAUCAAUGACAAGUCCUGUGUCAGAUUCAUAUAAUACAUUAUCACCGGCAAUUUCAUCACCUUUAUACAAUAGUGAUAAUGAAAAAUAUCAAGAUAUACAGGAUGUGAUUGAAUACCCUAAAUGUGUGACUGGUCAUGAUUUUGAUAGAAAGAAAGAUAGAAUGUCAACAUCAUCGAUGACUAUGAAGCAGUACAAAGAUUUACAGAAGGAUAUAACUACGGAGUUUUCGAAGAAGAUUUGCUGUUCAAGUAAUAGGAAGACUUGCAGGCAGAUAUUUUUGGAACAUAUGGAGAAAUUGAAGAAGGAAGAUAGGAAAGAUUUGUGCGUGAAAGUGGCGAAUUUGGAUUUGAAGACGGCGUAUGGGGUACUCCAUCAUAUCCUGCUGAGUCUCUCCUCUGGUGACAAAGAAGAAGACCUCCAGAUGUCCCUUUUCAGUCUCACUUGUGAAAGAGUUAUGGCGCAGAAGUCUGACCUGUUCCUCAGUGAUUUUGGUCUAAGCCUCAUCAAGUCGUCAGCUUUACGUUGCUACAAGCGUCCCAUAUUGACCAGAUAUCUGGUACAAUGUGUACGUACCGCACUCAAAUAUAACUCACCUCCACCUGGUACUGAAUACUUAUUCCACGAGGUGGAUGCAUUAGGUGAUAAUUUACUUAUAGCUUGUGUUAGAGCUGGUGAUGUUUGUGCUGAUGUACUUUAUGAGUUGGUGAUGAAAGAGAAAGAUGAAUUACCUCUGUUCGAUGUUCACCAUAUUAAUACUGAUGGUUACACAGCUUUACAUGUUGCUUGCAGUCUUCACAGCACAGAAUCAUCUAAAUUAAAUAUAACUCAUGUGCUCUUACAACAUGGCGAGGCUAAUUUAUGGAAAGGGGACGUGAAAGGUGGUGAAACAGCCGUCCACUUAGCCGUUAACUCGCCGACGUGUGAUUUGAGACUCGUCAUGAUAAUAUUCCGACAAAUCGACAGAAAAAUGUGGAAGAAGCUUGCCCAUUCUGCUAUAAAAUCUACAACCAGACAGAAUUACCCUCACGAAGUAUUGGAGUUUUUGAAGAAAUGCCGUUGAAAUAUAUUCUUUAUAUCUAUUAGUAAUAAAGACUAAUUUACUUUGAAAUCUGACAGCAAUUUUAUUGAUAGAUGCUGUCUCUGUUUUUUAUAAGGAGAAUGAAAAGGAUAGCAUGUGUUAUAAGUUCUUUGGUAGUCGAGUCACACUAAAAUUAAAACUUUGAUAAAUUAUAUUACCUUACUAUAGUGUGUCUAUUUAAGAUAGAUUAGUUUGUCAACUGACGCCUAUAAAAUAUCUAAUUAAUUUUGUAUGAGGAUUAAUGUUGUACUUAAUGGACGGUUGUCAUAAUGUCGAAUUGUCGCGCACAACGAAUCGCUCUUGUAAUGUUAACUCAAAAAAUGGGUACUAUAAUUUAGGCAUUUUAUAACUUUUUGAACUUAUUGCAGUUAUUUGGCUAUGUAUCGCACUAUUAA